GAGUGCUGUGCUGGGCCGGGUCCUUUGGCAGCUGAUUCGGUGCAGCAUGAGUCCUGGCGGGAAUGUGCCAGUGAUACUGGCAGUCCGCAAGUUGACCUCACAGGGGCAUCUUGGAGUUCAGCUGCUUGGGCCAAGAACCCCUUGAACAAAAAUUUCAAGUGCUGGAAGGUCACUCUGGACCCCAAAUAUUCACUACCACCUGAGCCUGAGUUCAUGAAUGAAGAUCUUACCCACGAAGUCCCCAAGUACGAAGAACAGGGUCAGCAAAGGGGAAGGAAACCUCAAAGGUUGUCACCCAAGGCUGCUGCCAAGAGACGUGCAAAGGGGAAAGAGUCCAAAAAGGGUCCCACAAAGACCAAGGCUUCAAAGGUUGCAAAGUCGAAGGUAUCCAAAACUCCAGGGAAGGGGGCAGCCAGGAGAGUGAGAAAGGGAAGAGUGGGGGGAGGCCGCAAAGAAAAAAACAAGAGGGUGCGCCGCGCAUCCCAGUCUCGAGCUGCCUCGUCAGCUGCAUCCCCGGCAGAGGCCUCCAUGUCAGAGGCCGCACCACGCCCAAGCACAUCCAAGAGAGCACGCAGGGCAAAGCAACCUGGCACUGAGGCACCUGUCACUUCCACCACUGAGGCACCUGUCGUUCCCAGCAGCAAUCAGGAACAGCCAGAGUUCAGCAUUCCGGAUGACGCAGUGGAAGCCCCAGCCCAUUGCACAUACAAUGCUGUCUACAGCACAGCCUACCGUCGGGCACAGGCAACCAAGUGCACAGUCGCUGAGUGUAAGAAUAAGGGAAAGCAUGCCUCGUGGUUACUCCGUGUGCACCACAAGAUUUCACCAAGUUUGUCAGGGAUUCCCAGGGAGCCCAGGGAGCCCAGGGAUAAAAAGAACAAUGUCUCUAAGGGCAAACCUGAUCCUCGUUGA
Cladocopium goreaui is the source of this 912-nucleotide messenger RNA. The record is from the annotation of a GenBank genome assembly. NCBI's taxonomy places the organism in Eukaryota, Dinophyceae, Suessiales, Symbiodiniaceae.